This is a messenger RNA of Astyanax mexicanus (Mexican tetra), 585 nucleotides long. Its product is annotated as ras-related C3 botulinum toxin substrate 1-like. Gene Ontology annotation, biological process: establishment or maintenance of cell polarity; cortical cytoskeleton organization; regulation of actin cytoskeleton organization. The coding region runs from base 10 to 585 and encodes 191 amino acids. NCBI's taxonomy places the organism in Eukaryota, Metazoa, Chordata, Actinopteri, Characiformes, Acestrorhamphidae. Gene Ontology annotation, molecular function: protein kinase binding; GTP binding; GTPase activity. The record is from RefSeq and is a predicted model, not a curated record. The transcript has a single exon. Gene Ontology annotation, cellular component: cell projection; plasma membrane; cytoskeleton.
AAGCCGGAAAUGGAGACAGUCAAGUGUGUUUUGGUUGGCGAUGCAACAGUGGGAAAGACCUGUCUUCUUAUCUCCUUCACCAGUAAUUGCUUCCCUGGGGAGUUUAUCCCAACUGUCUUUGACAACUACAGUUUGGAGAUCACAGUGGAUUCCAGACCCAUCACCCUUACCCUGUGGGACACAGCGGGAGCCGAGGACUAUGACAGACUGCGUCCCUUAUCCUACCCCCAGACAGACGUCCUCAUCAUGUGUUUCUCCAUUUGUAGGCCAGCCUCUUUUGAGAAUAUUAGGCAUAAGUGGUAUCCUGAGGUUUCGCAUUACUGCCCCAAUGUACCCUUCCUGCUGGUGGGCACACAAGUGGACAAUCGAGGAGAUUCAACAGUUUUAGAAAAUCUUAAGGAGCAGAAAUUGACUCCUGUCACUCAGCAGCAGGGGCAGGCCCUUGCUCAAAAAAUCGGAGCAAUUAAAUACCUUGAAUGCUCGGCUCUAACGCAACGCGGGAUGAGGGAGGUAUUCAUGGAGGCUGUCCGUGCCUCCCUGAAUUUAAAUACCGUGCCUCACAAGAGAUCCUGUAUUCUAUUGUAA